AGUUUUUUCUUUCUCUAUCUGUGUACGUCAUUUGUUUUCACUUUUCUCGAAGCAGCCAAAAACAGAGGGUCGGAAAGCAGCAGAUUUUAUGAGAUACAUUUGAUAAAUCACUCUAAGUUUUAAACCUCAGAUACCAAGUGCAAAAUGUCGUAUGUCUUCGUCAACGACUCGCUUCAGACCACCGUGCCACUGCUGCAGGCCUGUAUUGAUGGGGAUCUGGCCCACGCCAAACUCCUGCUUGAGUCUGGUUUCGACCCAAACACCCGGGACUGCCGUGGACGAACUGGACUGCACCUGGCCGCUGCUCGGGGUAACGUGGAGAUCUGCCGCCUACUGCACAAGUUCGGAGCUGAUCUGCUUGCCACUGACUCACAGGGCAACACAGCACUGCACAUGUGUGGCCAUGUAGACACCAUCCAGUUCCUGGUGUCCAACGGCCUCAAGAUUGACAUCUGUAAUCACAAUGGAGCAACUCCGCUGGUGCUGGCCAAGAGACGUGGAGUGAAUAAGGAUGCACUCCAUCUGCUGGAGGGUCUGGAGGAACAGGAAGUGAAGGGCUUCAACCGCAGCUCCCAUUCUAGCCUGGAAAAGAUGCACAUGGCUGAGAAUGAGAGUGCCAUGGAGAGCCACUCUCUUCUCAAUCCACACUUACAUCACAGUGAUGGUGUGCUGUCCAGCUUCCGGACGACUUGGCAGGAGUUUGUAGAAGAUCUUGGUUUUUGGAGAGUUCUCCUGCUGCUCCUCGUCAUAGCUCUGCUCUCACUGGGUAUUGCGUAUUAUGUCAGUGGAGUCUUACCUUUUGCAUCUAAUCAGCUGGAACUCGUGCACUAAGGCUUUUUACAGACAUACCCCAUCAUUAUGAAAACACAUUAAAAACAGAAUGUUGAUCUGGACUUUGUUAAAUCUUCCAUUAGCUGAUGAUUCUUCCAACAGUUGAUUAUGAUUAUGUAACUGAUAACCACACCUCACUUAAUUGUAAACAUACAUUCUUUGACUGAAUUUCAGUAGCCUUUUUGUGUAUAUUAAUGUAAAUAGACCUUUCAUGUGAUGCAAAAUUAUACUUUCUGUUUUCAUCUGGCUUGAUUGUUUAAAAAAAAAAAUCCAUGUAAUUAGUAUUCUGCAUAUUCAUGUUAUUGUUUGUGUAACAGUCUGGCUUGCCAACUUCUCAAAUGAUUUAUCUGUUUUUAUUGCACAGUUCUGAGAACACUACUCUCAUAGUUUAAUUUAUUGGAUUGACACAUUAAAGUGGCCGCAAAAACUGUAA
This is a messenger RNA of Myxocyprinus asiaticus (Chinese sucker), 1264 nucleotides long. RefSeq names its product ankyrin repeat domain-containing protein 46-like. The record is from RefSeq and is a predicted model, not a curated record. The transcript has 4 exons. Gene Ontology annotation, molecular function: protein binding. Lineage: Eukaryota; Metazoa; Chordata; Actinopteri; Cypriniformes; Catostomidae. The coding region runs from base 145 to 831 and encodes 228 amino acids.